AUGCGAAUGAAUCUGGUCAGGCUAACGUCAUCUUCACCCUCCGCGGGGAGUCUCGUCUCCUCUCACAGCCGUUCCAAUCCCGAGGUUGGGAUAAGGAGAGUCGUCAAGGUUCGCCCGGGUCCUGCCGUGACCUUUCACUGCAGGCGAGCGCCGAGCGCCAUAGGUGGCGCCGCCGGGUGCGCCUCCAGCGACAGCACAGAGCAGCCCACGCCUCCUCUCCUUUCUUUAACCCCGCUCCUCCGUCCCACCCCUUCCGGAAGCGGGGUGCGCUCCGUCACUUCCGGCGACGGUCAUGGUCCCGGCGGGAGCGAGCACGCCGCCGCACAGCGCCUACGUUCCCACCUCCUUCGACGGCGCCACCACUCCCUGUCCGCGUUCCUGAACGUGACGGGCGUGCGCGCCGCCGGCCUAGCGUCGGGCUUCGGGGAAAGGCCGGAGGAGCGCGGCGAGGGGGUGGCGCGGGUGAGGCCCCGACAGACAGGCGCCGCCCCCGAACGAGGGGAGAACGCAGGCGCUGGCCGCAGCAAGGAGCGCCACCGCGAGCACCGGCGGCGGGACGGGACGCGCAGCGGCAGCGAAGCCUCUAAGGCCCGCGGCCGUCACGGACACAGUGGUGAGGAGCGGACCGAGGCCGCCAAGAGCGGCAGCAGCAGCAGCAGUGGCGGCCGCCGCAAGAGCGCCUCGGCUACGUCUAGCAGCAGCAGCAGUCGCAAGGACCGGGACCUCAAGGGCCAUCGCAGCCGGACUAAGUCGUCCAAGGAGCCGCCCUCGGCCUACAAGGAGCCGCCCAAGGCCUACCGGGAGGACAAGAGCGAGCCCAAGGCCUACAGGCGGCGGCAGCGGUCCCUGAGCCCGCUGGGAGGCCGGGACGAAAGCCCGGUGUCCCACAGGGCCUCGCAGAGCCUCCGGAGCCGCAAGUCUCCCAGCCCGGUGGGAGGUGGCAGCAGCCCUUAUUCCCGGAGGCUGCCGCGCUCUCCGAGUCCCUACAGCCGGCGCCGUUCGCCCAGUUACAGCCGCCACAGCUCCUACGAGCGGGGCGGCGACGUGUCCCCCAGCCCGUACAGCAGCAGCAGCUGGCGGCGCUCGCGCAGCCCCUACAGCCCAGUGCUCAGACGGUCUGCCAAAUCUCGAAGCAGAAGCCCAUAUUCAUCUAGGCACUCAAGAUCUCGUAGCAGGCACAGAUUGUCUAGAUCCAGAAGUCGUCACUCAAGCAUUUCUCCUAGUACACUAACUCUCAAGAGUAGCCUGGCAGCUGAAUUGAACAAGAAUAAAAAGGCACGAGCUGCAGAGGCAGCAAGAGCUGCAGAGGCAGCUAAGGCUGCAGAGGCAGCUAAGGCUGCUGAGGCAGCUGCCAAAGCUGCGAAAGCCUCAAAUGCAUCUACCCCUACUAAGGGGAGCACAGAAACUGGUGCCAGUGCCUCACAGACAAACCACGUGAAGGAUGUGAAGAAACUGAAAACUGAACAUGCACCUUCGCCCUCAAGUGCUGGGACCGCCAAAAGUGACAAAGUAAAGACAAAGCCACCCCUUCAAGUAACAAAGGUAGACAAUAACUUGAUUGUAGAUAAAGCCUCCAAGAAAACAGUUGUUGGGAAGGAAAGUAAAGCUGCUGCUACAAAGGAAGAACCAGUAUCUACUACUAAAGAGAAAACUAAGCCACUCACACCAAGUGUAGGCGCUAAGGAGAAGGAGCAACAUGUGGCUUUAGUGACCUCUACAUUACCCCCGUUACCUUUGCCUCCCAUGCUGCCUGAAGAUAAAGAUACUGAUAGCUUAAGAGGCAAUAUUUCUGUAAAGGCAGUUAAAAAAGAAGUAGAAAAGAAACUCCGAUGUCUGCUUGCUGAUUUACCAUUGCCCCCCGAGUUACCAGGAGGAGAUGAUCUUUCUAAGAGUCCGGAGGAGAAGAAAACAGCAGCACAGUUACACAGCAAAAGAAGGCCUAAAAUAUGUGGGCCUCGCUAUGGUGAAAUCAAAGAAAAAGAUAUUGACUGGGGAAAACGCUGCGUGGAUAAAUUUGAUAUCAUCGGAAUUAUUGGAGAAGGUACUUACGGACAAGUUUACAAAGCCAGGGACAAAGACACUGGAGAAAUGGUAGCCUUAAAAAAAGUACGUCUGGAUAAUGAAAAGGAGGGCUUCCCAAUUACAGCAAUUAGAGAAAUUAAAAUUCUUCGGCAACUCACCCACCAGAGUAUCAUCAAUAUGAAGGAAAUAGUGACUGAUAAGGAAGAUGCUUUGGAUUUUAAGAAGGACAAAGGUGCAUUUUACCUGGUAUUUGAAUAUAUGGACCAUGAUCUGAUGGGACUACUGGAAUCAGGCUUGGUUCAUUUUAAUGAAAAUCAUAUAAAAUCUUUUAUGAGACAGCUCAUGGAAGGCCUGGAUUAUUGUCAUAAGAAGAACUUUUUGCAUAGAGAUAUUAAAUGUUCAAAUAUCCUUCUAAAUAAUAGAGGACAAAUAAAGCUUGCAGAUUUUGGACUUGCUCGUUUAUAUAGCUCAGAAGAAAGUCGCCCAUAUACUAACAAGGUCAUUACUUUGUGGUACCGUCCACCUGAACUGCUCUUGGGAGAAGAACGAUAUACACCAGCUAUUGAUGUAUGGAGCUGUGGAUGUAUCCUUGGUGAACUCUUCACUAAAAAGCCUAUAUUUCAAGCAAAUCAGGAACUCGCACAGCUAGAGCUAAUAAGCCGUAUAUGUGGGAGUCCUUGUCCUGCAGUGUGGCCUGAUGUAAUCAAACUGCCAUAUUUCAACACCAUGAAACCAAAGAAGCAAUAUCGGCGAAAGUUAAGAGAAGAAUUUGUUUUUAUCCCCGCAGCUGCGCUCGACUUAUUUGAUUACAUGCUUGCCUUGGAUCCCAGUAAGCGGUGCACUGCUGAGCAGGCUCUUCAGUGUGAGUUUCUACGAGAUGUGGAACCCUCCAAAAUGCCUCCGCCGGACCUUCCUUUGUGGCAAGAUUGUCAUGAAUUAUGGAGUAAAAAGCGAAGAAGACAGAAACAGAUGGGCAUGACUGAUGAUCUUUCCGCAAUCAAAGCCCCCAGAAAGGACCUGUCCCUGGGCUUAGAUGACAGUAGAACUAAUACACCCCAGGGUGUGCUGCCUCCUGCACAAUUGAAAUCUCAAAGCAACUCAAGUGUAGCACCUGUAAUAACAGGCCCCGGACAGCCGUUAAACCACAAUGAAUUGGCAAUUCUUCUAAACCUACUACAAUCUAAAUCAAGUGUUAAUAUGGCUGAUUUUGUCCAAGUGUUGAACAUUAAGGUAAACUCUGAGACUCAACAGCAGCUAAAUAAAAUAAACCUUCCUGCUGGAAUUUUGGCAACAGGUGAAAAACAGACAGAUCCAUCAACACCACAACAGGAGUCUUCAAAAUCAUUGGGAGGAAUUCAGCCUUCACAGACCAUCCAGCCUAAAGUGGAAACUGAUGCUGCCCAGGCUGCUGUGCAGAGUGCAUUUGCAGUUCUCUUGACUCAGUUAAUAAAGGCUCAACAGUCAAAGCAGAAAGAUGUCAUUCUAGAAGAGAGGGAAAAUGGAUCUGGACAUGAAGCUACUUUACAACUCAGGCCACCUCCAGAACCCAGCACUCCGGGAUCUGGGCAAGAUGACCUCAUCCAGCACCAGGACAGGAGGAUAAUGGAGUUGACACCAGAACCAGACCGGCCUCGGAUUCUGCCGCCUGAUCAACGACCUCCUGAACCUCCUGAACCACCACCAGUCACUGAUGAGGACCUGGAUUAUCGGACAGAAAACCAGCAUGUACCCACCACUAGUUCUUCACUAACCGACCCUCAUGCUGGAGUGAAGGCAGCCCUCUUACAGCUGCUUGCUCAGCAUCAGCCCCAGGAGGAUCCCAAAAGAGAAGGUGGUAUUGAUUAUCCCACAGGAGACACAUAUGUGCCCACUUCAGACUAUAAGGACAACUUUGGAUCUGCUUUCUCUGCCGCUCCGUAUGUUAGCAGUGAUGGUCUAGGAAGUAGCUCUGCUGCUGCACCGUUGGAACCACGUAGUUUCAUUGGAAACUCAGAUAUUCAGUCUUUGGAGAACUACAGUACUGCUUCAUCUCACACUGGUGGCCCACCUCAAGCUUCUGCCUUUUCCGAGUCAUUUCCCAGUUCAGUAGCUGGAUAUGGAGACAUUUACCUCAAUGCUGGUCCCAUGUUGUUUAGUGGAGACAAGGACCAUAGAUUUGAAUAUAGCCAUGGUCCUAUCGCAGUCCUCACAAACAGCAACGACCCUUCCACAGGGCCAGAGAGUACUCAUCCCUUGCCAGCAAAGAUGCACAACUAUAACUAUGGUGGUAACUUACAGGAAAAUCCAGGUGGCCCUAGCCUCAUGCAUGGGCAGACCUGGACUUCUCCUGCCCAAGGACCUGGAUACUCACAAGGAUACAGAGGACACAUUAGCACAUCAGCUGGCAGAGGUCGAGGCAGAGGGUUACCAUACUGAGUAUCUUGUUUUUCCUCAGGCACAUCAUUUUUAUCUGGAAAGACUUUUCUAGCUGCAAUUUCAGGCAGCAAUCCAAGAGACUUGAAUAAUAUUAAUUCAACAACAGCUUUAUUUUUAUGUGGAAAAGGGUCUUGCAUACAAUAGUGAAAAACAAAAACAAAAAAAAACCUUCGCUUAAUUUCAUGCUGUUCUUAAAACUAGCUCUAUUGAUUGUACAUCGUCACAGAUUUUAGUUAACAGUUUUAUUUUGUAUUCUUGCAGUUUUAAGUGGAUGCUAACAUUAGGGACAUAAUGUUUUUAUGGCCCUGUUGCAGAUCUUCUGAACUAUGCACACUUGUGCUUUUUUUUGUAAGUUUGGACCAACUUUUAUGUAACAACCAACCCUUUCCCUCACCCUUCCAGUUUUACAACAAUCAGAAAGGGCACUGAUUUAUUUGGUAUUUUCUUUUUACAAAGCUACCUUUAGUCAAAGGUCACUGUCAGUCUUUGCACCUGCUUUCAGUGUUAUUGUGAAAGGUGUACUUUGUGCUCAUUUCAGAAAAUAAAACACAACCUUUCUCUUGA
Myodes glareolus (Bank vole) is the source of this 5001-nucleotide messenger RNA. NCBI's taxonomy places the organism in Eukaryota, Metazoa, Chordata, Mammalia, Rodentia, Cricetidae. The record is from RefSeq and is a predicted model, not a curated record.